CACUUUGACCAGCACUGAAAUUUACAGAGUUCUAGCCCUUGUUUUUGUUUUUAGUCUGCAUUAUUUUGUAUAAUCUUUACCUACUGUGGGAGUCUAAGAAGUUGUUUGUUUUUUUUUUACUUUCACUAUGUCACUCUACGAGGAACAAACGAAACGUGUGGCAGUUUGUGGUGGGGGUCUGGUGGGUGCGUUGAAUGCUUGCUACAUGGCUAGAAGAGGUUACAAGGUGGAUGUCUUUGAAAAGAGACCAGUACAUCAUGUCUAUUGACAGACGUGUAUUGAAUGAAAUCAUGCUUUCAGCUUCUGAGAAGUUUCCUAAUGUGGAGAUGCAUUUCUCUCACAAAUUGACCACAUGUAACUUUGAGACAGGAGAGGCUACCUUUGAUAAUGAACAAGGACAGAAAGUAUCCAAACAAUUUGACCUGAUUAUUGGCUGUGAUGGUGCAUACUCAGCUGUCAGGAAACAGAUGAUGAAGUUGAGCAGAUUUGACUAUCAACAGACGUACAUACCCCAUGGCUACAUGGAGCUCAAAAUACUACCUAACAGUAGAAAUGAGUUUGCAAUGGAAAAAAACUACCUGCAUAUUUGGCCCAGACAUGAAUAUAUGAUGAUAGCCAUGCCCAAUCUGGAUAAAUCUUUCACCACCACUUUGAUUAUGCCAUUUGAAAUGUUUGAAUCUAUCACUACAGAAGAGCAGCUCAUCCAGUUUUUUAAAGCUGAAUUUCCUGAUGCUGUUCCCUUAAUAGGACAACAAUCACUGAUUGAGACAUUUAUGUCCCGCAAAGCUCUUCCAUUCAUUACCAUCAAGUGCCAUCCAUAUCAUGUGAAUGACAAAGCAGUUAUCCUUGGGGAUGCUGCUCAUGCAAUGGUGCCAUUUUAUGGACAAGGAAUUAACUGUGGUAUGGAAGACUGUAUCAUACUGGAUGAAUUAUUGGAUCAAUAUAACAAUGAUUUCUCUAAAGCUCUGCCAGCAUAUACCAACAAGAGAAACCCUGAUGCCAAGGCUAUUUGUGAUUUAGCCAUGUACAACUAUAUUGAGAUGAGGUCAAAGGUGAACACUACAAGUUUCCUGAUCAGAAAAAAUCUGGACAAUUUACUCUUCAAGAUUUUCCCCAAGACAUGGGUGCCUCUGUACACCAUGGUUUCUUUCACUAGAAUUGGUUAUCAAGAGGCAAUCCAACGCAGAGAAUGGCAAGAUAAGAUUCUGACCAGAUGUUUGGCAGUCCUGGCCAUCAGUGGCAUGGUGGGUCUUGGUGUUGUGAUGAAUCAGCUAAACCAGAACUACAAAAACUGGUCUGUUAGUGUGCAGAGCAUCAUGAUCAAAUAUGGGUUUGUCUAUUAACGGUGUUGUCACUCAGUAUUCCAAAUGACUUCUGCAUCUUUUUUUUUAAUACCAAAGGUCUACUCACAGAAUAAAACAAAAGGUUCGAUUGCUAAUGACACAUUAGUCUGAAUGACCAACUCUGUGCAAAAGUACAUCCAAGAAGUUAUGCUUGAGAAGAGACAGACUGUGAUAAGUGAGAUAUAAAUAACUUGAAGAACAUUAAAUUAAACAAUGGACAAUACUGUGUAUGU
Messenger RNA from Biomphalaria glabrata, 1576 nucleotides. Its product is annotated as kynurenine 3-monooxygenase-like. The coding region runs from base 195 to 1343 and encodes 382 amino acids. Lineage: Eukaryota; Metazoa; Mollusca; Gastropoda; Planorbidae. The record is from RefSeq and is a predicted model, not a curated record. Gene Ontology annotation, biological process: NAD+ metabolic process. The transcript is spliced from 13 exons. Gene Ontology annotation, cellular component: mitochondrial outer membrane. Gene Ontology annotation, molecular function: NAD(P)H oxidase H2O2-forming activity; FAD binding; kynurenine 3-monooxygenase activity.